This is a messenger RNA of Pleuronectes platessa (European plaice), 2880 nucleotides long. Its product is annotated as coiled-coil domain-containing protein 40-like. The coding region runs from base 1 to 2880 and encodes 959 amino acids. NCBI's taxonomy places the organism in Eukaryota, Metazoa, Chordata, Actinopteri, Pleuronectiformes, Pleuronectidae. Gene Ontology annotation, biological process: heart looping; axoneme assembly; epithelial cilium movement involved in determination of left/right asymmetry. The transcript is spliced from 18 exons. The record is from RefSeq and is a predicted model, not a curated record. Gene Ontology annotation, cellular component: cilium; cytoplasm.
AUGGAAGGAAGGUACAGCCAAGUUGACGAAGACCCAAAGCCACAGGAAGGAGAGGCUUCAGAGGACAGGGCAGUUUCUGACCCACCAGAGUGUGACUCACAGGAUCCGAUAGGACCAGAGCCUGAAGACUCGGCCCCUGAGCCUGACCCUUCCCUUAGUGGUGAGGAUGAAAACUCCCUGGAUUCUGUGCAAGACAACUCUGCUCAGAUGCCAGUGAAUACUAACCUCUCCAACCUCAACACGUCAGAAGACAUGGAGGAUGAGGAGCCACUGCUGGAGGAGGAAGAGGAGGAAUUUCUUGUUCUUGAUCCUGAACAUCCCCUGGUCAGAAGGCAGCAAGCUGCUCUGAACAAACAGCUGAGAGAGGAGCUGGAGAGGAUCGAGAUUCAGAUAAAGGAAAAACUGGGAGUUGAGAAGACAGAGGCCAGCCUCAUACAGGAGAAAGGUUUAAAGAUUUUCAGGAUUCAGGAGCAGCUGGCCAGACUCCACACAAGGCUGGAGGAGCAUCAUCAGAACAGGGAAAAGGCGGAAAACGAAUAUCAGCAGGCCCAGGAUCAGCUGGAGGCAGGGAAUAGAUACUUUUCCAACAUUAGCAGCCAGCACAGCAGAGCCAAAGCUGAUGUGUCCCAGCUACAGGAAGAGGUCGACAACUUGUCGCUGCACCUCGUCUUCGCACAGAGAGCCUGUGAAGAUCUGCAUUCUGAAGUCAAAGCAAAUAGGACCACCAGACGCAAAGCGGGAGCCGAGAAGAAUCAGGCUGAAGAACAGAAACUGAAGCAGGAUUUAUAUGUGGAGCGUCUGACGAAGGAACUGGAGAGGCUGACUCAGCAGGUUGCCAUGUAUGAGUCCAAGGCCAGUGCUCAAGCAGAGGAGACACAGGCAGCCAGACAGGUCCUCUCUGAGGUUGAGAUGGAGAUGGAGUCUCUGGUGAUGAUGCGUAAACAGCUGCUGCAGCUGUGGAACAGCAGCGUGUUGAGCUUGAGGAGACGCGAUGAAGACCUCAGCAAGAUGCAGGAGGAUGUGCGCACAAAAGAGGACCAGGUGAUCUUAUUGGACGGAGAGAUUGAAGGCUUCAAGAAAUCCACCACUGUAGAACAGGAGAAAAAUGAGGCACUGACUCUGCAGCUGAACAGGGUCCUGAUGGAUGGAGCCACCUCCAGAAAGCUGAUCAGUCAGAAACAGGCCCAGCACGAGGCUCUACAGGCAGAAUACAGCAUCUGCAUCCGCAUCCUGAACGACUCCGAGAACACCCUCGACAGGCUCACGAAGGAAACCAGCAGCCACCAGACUCAUCUGAAUAAUCAGAGGAGGCAGUUGGAGAAAGAGAAUGCUGUGCGUCUGGAGCUGGAGGACAAGAUCAUGACCCACAUUCAGCAGAAGCUUACCCACAACAAGGCUGCCAAGUACUCCCAAAGGCUCACCAGCAACAAAGCUGAGCUCAAGAAAGAAAAGAUCUCACAGCUGUGGCAGCUUGAGAAUGAGGUGGUGACAGUCGGACUGGAGAUCAUUGAGGUCACCCAGCAUCUGGAAAGCCUCUCCGUCACUCAGGAAGCCCUCGAUGAGGAGAAAGCAAAGUACCAAAGAAUGAUCACGUCCAACCAGGCCCAGAUUACUCUCUUCAAUGCACUGAUUGAAAAGAAGGAGACCACCAUUGCCAACUACAACAGAAAGAUCAGUAAAAUUACAGCCAGCACUGGGAAUGAAGACCUAAGUCCUCUGCAAAUCAAGGUGGAUGCGUUGAAGGCUGCUAUCGAGGAGCUCGCAGCGAAUAUCAAGAUUGACCAGCAGCUCUGGAUGAAACGUCAGACGACUCUAGUAGGACUGACGCGGGAGAUAGAGGCCAACAGCAAGAACAUGCAUAAACUGCAGAUAGAGCACACUGUCAUGCAGCAGAAAGAAAUACAUUUCAAGAAUCAGAUUGAAGCAGAGCACCAAGAGCAUAGGGAUCUGGAGAAGAACACGAAGAUGCUGAGAGAAGACCUGCUGAAGCUCAACUACAUGCUCAGCAAGAACGGGCAGCUCAGCCAGGCACUGGAGAAGGAGAAUGUGCUGAUGGAGUCAGAUUUUCUGCGGAGACUUAAGGAAGCAGAGCGGGACUCAGUGGAGAUCCAGAUGACGUAUGAGAAGACCCAUGAUGAGAAAGAAAGACUCCUCAACAGUCUGGUGGAAGCUGAGCGGAAGAUCCUGCUGUGGGAGAAGAAGAUCCAGCUUGUCAAAGAGACUCGUUCAGCUUUGGACUCUGACGUGGUCCAGGGUGAAAUCCAGAUGAUGAAGGCUGAGAUACAUCGUAGUGAGGCCCAACUCAACCAACUAAAGAGGCAGCAGGAGCAGUUGCUGAGGGAAAGUGAAGAGACAGUGGUGAGGAGGGAGACUAUUGCUAACCGUAGAAAGGCCAUGGUCCACAGCUCACAAAAACAGGCUACAAAAGGUGAGCUUAGCCGCCAAGCACAAGGCCUGAGGCGCAAGAUCAAGGACCUGCACAAGCAUGUGGCUGAGUGUGAGCAGGUGAUCAAGGACCAACAGGAGAGCCAGGGGUAUCUGGCUGACGCGCUUGCACAGCAGAAGCAGCGGCUGAUAGAACUGUGCAGCACCAGCCGCACCCUGGACCAUGAAAUUGUUGCUCUCGAGGACACUAAAGUCAGGAACUUAGACCACCUGUUGAUUCUACAGAACCGGGCUAAGAAGCUGCUGGGGGUGUGCGAGGGCCGCUACAAGGCUUCGUCCACCAGGGAGUCAGUCAGAGCAGCUCUGCAAACCCAGACUGAGCAUGUGCACGCUACCUCUGCCAUCUUGCACCGAGUUUGUGAAGAGUUCCCCCAGCACCAGGGGCCACUCCGCAGGCUAACGUUAGCGUUGGCAGGUCGUGCUCAGGCAAUUUGA